Iphiclides podalirius (scarce swallowtail) is the source of this 366-nucleotide messenger RNA. The record is from the annotation of a GenBank genome assembly. Lineage: Eukaryota; Metazoa; Arthropoda; Insecta; Lepidoptera; Papilionidae.
AUGUUGCAAAUAUCAAAGAGAGAGACACAAAAAAAAUUAAUAUAUUUAAAAAGCAGUAAUGAUACCAAUCGGAAGAUAUCAGAUACGAGAAUUGGGAAAGUUCUUGACGUGAUGUUUUGGGAUGACAUGAAAAUGGCGCAACUAUUUUCCGCUUACCACAUAGGCUAUUGUAUAUGUUUUCCCAUAUUUCAUAAUAUUGGCGAUAGGUUGGGACCCACGUGGGUAGUAGGAAUUGCUGGCAUGGUAUCGGGCAUAUUAAACUGUCUUACCCCCGCGUCUGCUUACUACGAUUUCUGGUCGAUGUUCUUUGUACGCGUCAUAAAAGGAUUUUGCGCGGCGAAGUCUCGGGCACCAGCUAAUAGUAUA